Ceratina calcarata is the source of this 1202-nucleotide messenger RNA. Its product is annotated as glutamyl aminopeptidase-like. NCBI's taxonomy places the organism in Eukaryota, Metazoa, Arthropoda, Insecta, Hymenoptera, Apidae. Bases 39 to 1202 code for a protein of 387 amino acids. The transcript is spliced from 5 exons. The record is from RefSeq and is a predicted model, not a curated record. Gene Ontology annotation, biological process: proteolysis; peptide catabolic process. Gene Ontology annotation, molecular function: metalloaminopeptidase activity; zinc ion binding; peptide binding. Gene Ontology annotation, cellular component: membrane; cytoplasm.
UUUUAGAUAAAUUCAAUUCUUUUGCAGCUCAAGUAAGCAUGACUCCUGGACUGGUUCCCGAUUUGUCGUUUCGACUGCCGAAGGAGGUUAAACCGCUUCAUUACGACGUCUACCUGCACCCGGACCUGGAAAAAGGGACGUUCCAAGGUAAAGUGACGAUUCUGAUCGAUGUCGCCGACAAACGGAGUUACAUAGCGCUUCAUCAAAAGGAUCUGAACAUCACCGCGGCCGCGUUGAACACGUACGACCGCGAGGAGAACUUUGAGUUCGACCUGCUCGAACUUAUACAAAUACCGAAGUAUGAAAUGUUCGUGGUGCCGACCAAAAACGAGCUUCACGCCGGUUUGUACAAUCUCAGCCUCGAGUUCAACGGGGCGCUGCAACCGGACAAGAUCGUCGGCUUUUAUUCGAGUAAAUAUAAGGAUGAACAGAAUAAAACCAAAUCUCGUCGUUGCUUCGUUUCUCAGGGUUCGUCGGUUAUCCGAAUGAUGGAGAAUUUCAUCGGUCCUGAGCCCUUCUACGGUGCUAUCACUACUUACUUGAAGAAAUUCAUGUACCACAACGCGGAAACGUCCGAUCUAUUCAGAAUAUUGCAGGACGCUUCGCCAGAAUUGAACGUGACAAGUAUUAUGGACACGUGGACCAGGCAAAAAGGAUUCCCCGUGGUGAACGUGAAGAAGACUGACAACAAAUAUAUUUUAACGCAGAAACGAUUCCUGGCGGAUCCCGACGCCAAUUUCGAUCCCUCCGAAUCCGAAUACGGGUACAAAUGGAUCAUUCCCAUUACUUACAUCACAAACAAAAUGUCCAAGCCUACGCUGGUAUGGUUCGACAAUAAUGCCAAAGAGUUGGUGAUCGAAUUGAAGGAAUCUGUUGACUGGAUUAAAUUCAACGCGGACGAGGUGGGGUACUAUCGUGUUAAUUACGAGCCAGCCGAAUGGAAGACUCUUGAUAAUCUUCUCCGAAAUCAGCAUAAGACACUGUCCGUAGCGAAUAGACUGCAUCUUCUGGAAGAUGCAUUCAGUUUAGCAAGUGCUGGAGAGCUGGAUUAUGGCAUAGCGAUGAACAUGACAGUGUACCUUCCUCUUGAGAAGCAUGCUUUGCCAUGGAGCGUAGCUUCUUCCAAAUUGACUGACAUCGACACUCUGCUAUCCUCCACUAAUUUCUCGUCAAAAUUUAAAGUAAUCGAUUUUCUAUUAUAA